This is a messenger RNA of Coniosporium apollinis CBS 100218, 1275 nucleotides long. RefSeq lists its product as uncharacterized. The record is from RefSeq and is a predicted model, not a curated record. The transcript has 2 exons. The coding region runs from base 1 to 1275 and encodes 424 amino acids. Lineage: Eukaryota; Fungi; Ascomycota; Dothideomycetes.
AUGGCAACCCAAACCAUUCCCGCGACACCGCCUGCCGGCGCCCUGACUACCGCCUUCAGGCCAACGCCGAGAUACUGUGAAACUGGCCAAAGUAGAUUCAGCACCAGGGAUUGCAUGCCACCGAACUGGUCAGCGUACUGGGACGGUGAUGUCGGAUACUACUCGCCCGCAAUUUGCCCGCACAGCUAUACGAGCGCGGCGACGCGGACAUCCUUCGAUGCUGGUCCGGCCGUACAGCUCUGGGAGACAGCGAUAAUAUGCUGCCCAAGUGGAUACUCAGCUAGCAGCAUCCAGUCAUACUGCUACUCCUGGGUCUAUGAUCAGACCGCUGCAGUCUCCAGCACGUCUUCGACUUGGUCCCAAGCAUAUGCGAUUCAGGUCCGCUGGCAAGAGACUGACCUCCCAAACCUCGAGACCGAUCCUCUCCGGCCAGGUCGAAUCCCAACCCACACCAGGAACAGCCCGUCUGAUACAGCUACACCCGCUGGGAUUGCGACUGGUGGAGCUUCUGCUACAGGCACAACCUUUACUACCGUACAAAGCUCAGGUUUUAGCAAAGGCGCACUGGUCGGCAUCGUUGUCGCUGUCGCCGUUGUCUUGCUGGCGGUGCUAGCCGGCGCAUUCUUGAUAUUCUGGCGGCGAAAGAGAGCAAAGCCAGCGUACCACGCGCCGCAGCAAGACCUACCGGAAGUGAUGGCGCCGACACCAAACGGCUACUACGAUCCCUCAAAACAGUCCGCUUACGCCACCUCUUACCCCGUCGCAACACAGUACUACGGAGGCGGCCACCCACAACCGGUGCAGCAGCAACAGCAGCACGCGUACCCUCAGAACGCAACACCACCGAUAGAGAUGCCUACGAGCCCUUCAGCCACGCAGAUGCCCACGAGUCCUUUAGCCGCUCCAGCAUCCGUUCCAGUUCAGCACUCACGUCAACCCUCCGCCCCAUCAGACGUGAGCUCACCACCAAUUCCCACACUCCUUUCCCCUGCCAGCUCCGUCGCACCCACGCGCCAAACCAGCAUAGGAGACUUGGCUUCUAGUAGCAACGAGCCACCCGUCCUCCUUGCGCCUGGCUCCACGACAGGCUCGGCAGACUCGCAACCUUGGGCCACGGAUGAAGAGAUGGCGCAGAUUAGGCAGAGGCAGGCGCAGCUGCAGGAUAAGCGGCAGAGGCUGCUGCAGUUGCAGGAGAUAGAAGAGGAGGAGGAGAGGCUAAAGAUGAGGUUGAGUGGGAUUGACGACGCGCAGAGGGGGUCGUUUUCGAGGGGAUGA